This is a messenger RNA of Soboliphyme baturini, 900 nucleotides long. The record is from the annotation of a GenBank genome assembly. NCBI's taxonomy places the organism in Eukaryota, Metazoa, Nematoda, Enoplea, Dioctophymatida, Soboliphymatidae.
AUGUCUGAAGCAAUAAAAGACUGGACGUUGAUUUCUUUUGAUGAAGGUCGACAUACGUUGCGAAAAUGGCGAGAAGACAACUGUCGUCGUAGCGAAGAAACCGUAGAGAUAUGGGAACAUGUCCUAAGUCGUCGUCCGGCAGCAUUUCACGAUGAAUUGUGGAUCGUAUAUGAGCAGGUGUACAUCGCAGCGCUAGACUGUGCUAAUAUGGAAGUGGCCCAGGAUUGUCUUUCGGAACUGUAUAAGAAAUUCAAUAAAAGUCGUCGUCUGCUGAAGUUGGAGGCAAUGAUGCUGGAAGCUACGGGCAGGUAUCCCGAAGCGGUCAAACUUUAUGACAGUCUCAUAAAAAUGGACGAAACGAAUCCGGUUUACUACAAGCGCAGAAUCGCUGUACUGAUGGCCCAAGGCAAGAACGCAAGCGCGAUUCGGGAUCUGUGCGAGUACUUGAAGUUGUUCAUGAACGACACGGAGGCGUGGAUGCAGUUGGCACAGCUGCACUUGUCUGAAGCCGACUACGUCAGAUCGGCUCACUGCGUUGAAGAACUGAUUUUGACCAAUCCGCAGAACUACCUCUACCAUUUACUUUUUGCUGAGAUCCGCUAUUCGCAAGAUGGCACAGAUAACCUCGAAUUGGCCAAAGCCUAUUACUGUGAAGCUCUGAAAUUAAAUCCAACGAGCAUUCGGGCAUCCUGGGGAUAUUUUAUGUGUCUGCUGCAACUAUGUGGCCGAAGUUCUACUCAGAAGAAGAAAGAAAACUGUUACGGCUUAAAAUGGAUCACGGAACAUCUGCAGAAUUUGUACAAGGAACAAAAGACGACACACAACAAAUCGUUUGAAAGACAAAUGAAGUGCGUAGAAAAGAUGUUAAACUCGGCCAAGAAGGUCGAUCUCUUUAGCUGA